Molecule: messenger RNA, 1791 nt
Organism: Lachnellula hyalina
Lineage: Eukaryota; Fungi; Ascomycota; Leotiomycetes; Helotiales; Lachnaceae
Product: Laccase-2
Exons: 8
Coding region: 1-1791 (596 amino acids)
Molecular function (GO): oxidoreductase activity; copper ion binding
Source: RefSeq, a predicted model, not a curated record
AUGGCUUCAAGACGGACUUCAUAUCUCCUCGCAUCACUUCUUAUUUCCUGUCUUCUGUCUUUUGGAUUCAGCUAUAAAGAAUUGUUUCCAAGCCCGAAAAUAUUCCAGAAAUUUCAACCGGAAUUCUCAGAAGAUGAUAUUUUCGACAAAUCUGGAAUCUCAAAACCAUUGCAUCCCGAAAGACACAUUUUAAGAGCACCUACAACUAUCAAACUUCACUGGGAGAUCACACAGGGGCAUAGGUCUCCAGAUGGUGUUAGAAAACUCGUUUACCUCAUUAACGGAUUGUUCCCAGGUCCUACUAUCGAGGCCCGUUCUGGGGAUACCAUCAAAGUAGGAGUACGCAAUCUGUUAAAGUAUGAAGGGGUCGCCAUCCACUGGCAUGGAAUUCACAUGAAAGGCGCAAACAGAAUGGACGGCGCGGUAGGAAUAACGCAAAAUCCUAUUCAACCAGGUUGUAAUAUUACUUACGAAUUUGGGAUUGAAGAUACCCAGGCGGGAACAUUCUGGUAUCACUCCCAUUUAGGAAUCCAACGUGCCGAUGGUCUUUACGGUGGACUUAUUAUACAUCCUCCUCUUAUAGACAAAGUUCAUAAGACAAAAACUCCAGAGUACGAGGAAGAAUCUCUUCUUCUCAUGGGCGAUUGGUAUCACAGAUACGCGGAAGAUGUACAGGCGAGCUAUGUAAACCAUGACAGCUGGGGACGUGAGCCGGUUCCUGACUCUCUUCUGAUCAACGGCAUGGGCUCAUUCAAUUGUUCCAAGGCUGUCCAAUCUCGUCCCCUAGACUGCGCCCAAUAUUCGAGUUCCCCACUGGUUUUGAACCAGCCGCGGACACGAUUAAGAGUCGUCAAUGUAGGAGCAAUAUCUGGACUCGUUUUCCGGAUGCCUCGUUGUCACAUGACUAUAAUCGAGAUUGAUGGCGGAAAUGAAAUCGAAAGAUCGCCAGAGGUAUCAUCGGUGGGUAUACUUUACCCUGGUGAAAGAAUGGACCUGCUUGUCGAAUGUCCUAUGGGCUCUGAGGCAGCAGGUUUCCACUUGAGUAUUACUUUGGACGCAGAGAACUUUGCCAUUAAAAACAAGGCUCUCACACCUACCCACACAUUUCCAAUUUCGACCACCGCCAAUGUUCUUACGAAGCGAGGACACUCGUAUCUUCCACCUAAAAUAGUUAAGGGUGAGGGAUACUUCGAUCUCGCAGAAGUGAAUGGGACAGCGCUCCCAGACAACAGUUUUUCUAUGAUCGCUAAUCAUACAGUUCUUCUUUACACGAAGAUGGAAAUACUAGCGCGCCUCGGAAACGUUCCUGUGGGAUUUAUCAAUCGCACUACAUGGGCCGCCCAAAGCUCUCCACCAGAGCCUUUGGUAGAUCUGGACAGGGUAGAUUGGGAUAAGAAUCAGUUGGUGCCAUGGAUUCGGAUCUCUCGAGAUCAAUCAAGCCCAUCCUGGGUGGAUAUCGUAGUCAACAAUCUAGACGAAAAGGGACAUCCGUUUCAUUUACAUGGCUAUGACUUCUACAUUCUCUCUCAAUACUACCCCACAAGGCGGGGCUACCACGCAUAUGACCCAUUCGAUCCAUCCACUCCACCAACGUCAUCUGACCUCCCAGGCGGCCCUUAUAAUCUCGCAAAUCCGCCCUUGAAGGAUACUGUAUAUGUUCCCAGUCAGGGGUAUGUUGUUCUCCGAAUUCGCGCGGACAAUGUUGGGAUCUGGUUCUUUCAUUGCCAUAUUCUCUGGCAUAGUGGGGCAGGGAUGGCUAUGGCGCUGGAGGUUCGAUAUCAUAAUGAAUGA